AUGGCUCGCGCUUCGUUGGAAUCUGAGACGCCAAUCGUGGCUCCAUCGAACCGCAACUCAAAACGCUUCUCAACCUACAGCGGAGUUCCCUCCCUCGCUCCCUCCGAUAUUACCACCGGCAGCCUGCCCAGCGGCGACCCUCGCAUGGCCGAAAUCAAAGAAUACUCCGACUUUGUCGAGCGUCUGGAAAGCAAGCCCUUAGACAAGCAGCGAUUUGUGCCCACUGCCGAAAAGACGGAUAACUUGAAUAAACUGGCGCUCGGUGCCAAGGUUGAACGCGCGCUUGGACGAAGGAUGACUGGACAAGACGCCGUGAUGCGAAAGCCGGUUAUUUUGGAUGAGAAGAAGGCGGUGGAGAAUUGA
Messenger RNA from Talaromyces atroroseus, 363 nucleotides. RefSeq lists its product as hypothetical. The record is from RefSeq and is a predicted model, not a curated record. NCBI's taxonomy places the organism in Eukaryota, Fungi, Ascomycota, Eurotiomycetes, Eurotiales, Trichocomaceae. The transcript has 2 exons. The coding region runs from base 1 to 363 and encodes 120 amino acids.